AUGUCGACUUAUGAGAUUGAGCACAACACAACCGACCCUGCGGCCGAGACUCGGAGCCAACGCCGGCGCCGCCCCGAUCUAUCGACCUUCUUCGCAACCCUUUCCGAGAUCACACCCGGCCCCGACCACCGUCCACACGCAGUUCCAGUGCCAGGUGAUGUGAGUGCCGCUUUCUACUCGCUCGCCGAGGCGUUUGAGGUUAUGCGCCGAGACGCCAGGGCAGCCGUAGCCCCGGAGGGAGAAGAGGGCCACAAUGGGGACGACAAUACAACAAGCGAUGAGCUCUUGACUCGUAUGAUUCAAACGCUUCUAAGCGAUGCAGAUACUCCACCCCGGGAGGUGGAGGGUGUGAGCGAGGAGUUCUGCGACAUGCUUGACCGCGUCCCGAAGUCUGCUCUGAGUCCCUCUCAAACCUGCCCAAUCUGUAACAACCCCUUUCUGGAAGACCAGUACCCUCUUGUCGUCCAACUUCCCUGUCACCCAACGCACCUAUUUGACCUCGAGUGCGUGCGCCCCUGGCUCCGUCUGCGCGGUACAUGCCCACUAGAUCGCAUUGAUUUUGCCAAGCAGCAGAGAGAGAAGGACGAGGCAAGGAAGAAGCUGGUCGAAGAGGAUGAGGAGGAAGAGUGGGACGGAAUGUAUGGCUGA
Molecule: messenger RNA, 648 nt
Organism: Penicillium macrosclerotiorum
Lineage: Eukaryota; Fungi; Ascomycota; Eurotiomycetes; Eurotiales; Aspergillaceae
Exons: 3
Coding region: 1-648 (215 amino acids)
Source: RefSeq, a predicted model, not a curated record